Molecule: messenger RNA, 4799 nt
Organism: Acanthaster planci (crown-of-thorns starfish)
Lineage: Eukaryota; Metazoa; Echinodermata; Asteroidea; Valvatida; Acanthasteridae
Gene: hlcs
Product: holocarboxylase synthetase
Biological process (GO): protein modification process
Cellular component (GO): cytoplasm
Molecular function (GO): biotin--[biotin carboxyl-carrier protein] ligase activity
Source: RefSeq, a predicted model, not a curated record
CUGGGCAUUCUCAUCAAUGGCAACCAGUUCGCUGAAUGGAUCCUCGUCCGACUCGGAACAUCAGAUCGAUACUGACAGCGUGCAGUUCAGAUCCGUGUAGAGUCCAGUAGCUGGACAUGUUUGAGAGUAUUGUGCAUCGAUCCAGUUCACUAACCAGCCCAUGAAAGGAUUAUCUGGUUCUAAAACUGUUGGGUGACGACAUUCGUCUGCCAAACAGUCAAACUGAAUGGCAUGACACAUGAUGUGCAGUUCCUUUCUCCAAGACCAAUCAUAACCAUGCAUGCGACUGCGUAGGCCCCUGACUAACUUGCCAUGCUUUUCACGGUGUGCUACGCCUACUUGACCUUCUCCACGGCUUGGCGUGACUACAGACAGAAGGCAAAGGUGAUGAACGCCCUGCGUUGCCAUGGCGCCCGGGCCAGCAUCGCCUUUCGGAAGAUCCUCCAGGAGGGCACGAUCAGUGAAGGAGACAAGAUGAGGGCUUCAUUUCUUUGCGAGACGGGUGAGCAACCAAUCAUCUCACAGCUUCUCGGCGAGAAAAGAGGGAAACAGAUGCUUGUGGUACAUCCCAAGCAACAAGUUGAUCUGUCUAAAGACUGGACAUCUUUCAUUGGAACAACCACCACGAGUGCAUCACCCUACAGGGAUCCAGACCCAGCAUCUUCCUCGAGCCUGGACUCCGUCUUUGUCCUCUUGGAGGCCUUCCCACCGAAGAAGGACCGCCAGGGUCGUCUGAACCUACGGAAGGUCGCGCGGGAGCGAGUGGUGAAGCUGUCAGGACUGACCACCCCAUUGGCCUGGAAGUCUGGCGAGCCAUUCGGCAUCCUGGUGCAGGCGUCUGCCAACAACUUUGGACUGGUGGGCUCUGCCUAUCUGGAAGGAGUGCUGGAGCUCGAUGAUGGGCUGCUGGUGGAGCAGAUAGUCUGUGUUGAUACAAUUGGUGAGCCCUUCAGCCUCAUCAAUCAAGACCCCAAAACCCCCUCUCCAUCCCCCUUCCCAUCCGCCUCUCCUUUCCACCGUUCCCCUUCUGGAAACAGCCUCUUCCAAAGGUCGGGUUCCUCCCAAAAGGACGUGAAACCUCUUCGCAGGAAACACUCUCAGGAAUUCAUCAAGAAACUUGAGGAGCAGCAGCGAAGACUGUCCCGUAAGUCCUCGUCGGAGUCUAGCGAUCUCGGAAGCAUUUCGGUCGAGAUGGCAAGCCCAGGACUUGACGAUGAAGUACUGGUGGACAUCAAAGGGCAUCCAAAAUUUCACCUGGGAGAAGUGGAAGAUGUCUCCUCUGGGGAUGUUGGUAAUGGCUCCCAGAAGCCUCCCAAUGUUCUUGUGUAUACGGGAAAUGACGACGUGGACGACUCCAGGUACAAGAUUGCCAUGACUUUUCUUGAGAAAUUCCUUCACAGAGAUCGCUACGUUAUCUACCAUUUGAAACCAGAACAAGCUUUGGCCCAUCCGUGGGCUGACAACUGCAUGCUGCUUCUCCUGUUGAUGGGCACUGAACCGAUUCCCGAUAACACGCUGAAGAAGUUCACCGAUUAUGUCAAGUCUGGCGGGUUCCUCUUCUUGCUCAAGGGGCAAAGCACCACUCCCCCAAAAAACCCGAGUGUGUGCACCAUUGAGUACUCUAAAGCUCUCGGGGAUGAGGUGCUGUCCUUUCGAGCAAUGUGCUUAGAGGAUCCCCCCACAAUGGAUUUGUUUCCCAACGGACAGGUGAAGGUUCUUGCAGAGAGCCAGGGAAAUGCUGUUGUUGCCGAAACGUCCUUUGAAGGGAGCACAGGAAAAAUCCUAUCUUCCCUAGUCCAGUUUCAACUCCUCUCCCCGGAGAAUCUGGUUCCAGACACAGAGGCUUUCACAGAACUGAAGCAGUCAAAUGAGGCCCGGCAUCAGGUGAUCUUUGACCUCUUAGGUCGUUUUGGGUUGAAGUGCGCGACCUCAGAGCUGCCAGAACUGACCGUUGGCUACUUACUGGGAGUUAACGAGCGAGUAGGCCGUGCCUUCAUGAGCGCCAUCCAGCCAAGCCUCAAUGAUGGUCAGCUGGCCAGUCGCUUCCUAACCAUGCAGUUCAGCAGUGACCCCCGUGGGGUCGGCAAAGUGACACCUGACCUCCUGCCAGUCAUCACCGGCCAAAGGUCACCGCAGGGUGGUUCGUUUGACUUCGAAGUUUACAAGGGUAAUCUGUCAACUAAGAGCUUGGGAAAUGUUGUGCUGUACACGGAGGUGGUGCCGACAACUAUGACAUUGUUUGAAAGUUUCAUGUUCAAGGUUCCAGAAGAUGUUGGUGUUGUUACCAUAGCAACCCGCAUGACACAAGGCAAAGGGCGAGGUGGUAACAAAUGGCUUGGCCCCAUUGGCUGCGCCAUGUUCUCUUUGCAUGUGCGUAUUCCUUUCGGCUCGGAACUUGCCGACAAGCUGCCCUUCUUGCAGCACAUUGCCUCAGCAGCUGUUGUGGAGGCUGUCAGAUCCAUUGAAGGCUAUCAGGAUAUGGAUCUAAGGCUGAAGUGGCCCAACGACAUCUAUUACAGCGACAAGAUGAAACUGGGCGGUGUCAUCGUCAACUCAAGCUCUUUGGACAACGUGUUCCAUGCAAUUAUUGGUUGCGGUUUCAACGUUGAUAACAGUGACCCCACUAUCUGCAUCAACGACCUCGUCCGUCUCCACAACAAGCAGACCAACAGUGACCUGCCGUUGCUGACCGUAGAGCAGCUCAUCGCCAGAGCCGUCAAUCAGAUCGAAAGCCUCAUUGGUGGGUUCCAGAGAGAGGGGCCCAAGUUGUUCCUGGAGACGUACUAUAGGAGAUGGCUGCACAGUGGCUGUAAGGUGCGCCUGGAAAAUGAGUCAGGGCCAGAGGUAACGGUAGAAGGACUGGACAAGUCUGGCUUCCUCUUGGUUAGAGACCAGGAGGGGGUGCUACACAGUGUUCAACCAGAUGGCAACAGCUUUGACAUGACCAAAAAUCUGGUGCUGAUGAAGGAGAGAACACAGUGAGCCCUCGCUUGGUCAGAUGCACGCAACUUGAGACCAAGACCCACAUUCAUUUGAAAGUGACAUUAAGGAGGAUAAAGAUGUAUAAAUAUUAGACAGUGCUACCACCGUAGAAGGGUUACAUUUAACUGUAUUUGCACAAUUUUACUCCUUUUUGAACAUUUUUUUGGGUUUAAUUUUUCUACAGUUACUAGUUCUGGUCAGAAUAAAGUCAGGUUUUCAAAAACUAUUGUUUUUAAUUUUGCUAAUGUUAUCAGUUUCAUCAUCAUGUAUAAAAGUCUUCAAAGAAAGAUUAUGUUGUAUUAUUGUAUCAUCAAAUUCUUAAUGGAAAUCACCAUGAUGGUUCUUAAUAGACCACCCACAUGCAUAGGUGUUGAUACCCUACAUGUACAUUGGUUGGAUUUAGGUAGAGGCUGAAAAAGUUUCAUGAAUCGCAUCAGAGCCUUGUGUUCUCGGGACUGAAGAUCAAUUGUUGGAUUGAAGUCCAUCACAGGCAGGUCUCAUCUAGAGUCAAAUCACAGUUGAUAUCACAAGGCCGGUGAAACAGUUGAUGGAAUGAACAAUCUCAUGGUCAUCAUUAACCUGGUAGUGGCUUGACACAAGACGCCUGGCCUAUUGAGAACUGAAAUACAACAAUGCUGUAACUUCCACACCUAUAGUUUCUUUUCAAUUGAGGGCUCUUUGGUUGCCUUUUUUUUUUUAAACUUGGUUGCAGGAUUUAAGCACGUUGUGUGUAAAUUUUGACCUUUUCAACAUUUUUGAAUGCAGACAGUUUAUACUAGACGCAUCAACAUAGACGAAAAAAACACCUAUGUUUACAACCAAAGAAAUUAACAGUAAAAGUUGACUGCAAUGUGUGCUGUGGAAAUGUUCGAGGUUGGACUACACAAGUUCUUUGACAUUAUAGGUAUUUUAACUGUGUGACUUCCUACUUCUCUUGAGUUUUUCCUGCGUCAUUUGUAUUUUAAUGCCAAUUACACUGCAGCAUAAGUAAUUCAGUCUAAAACAGAAAUGUUCCCUUUAAUGAUGUUAAAAAUCUGUAAACGGUGAACUUUUGAAAAGAAUCUCUUACUGUUUUUUUUUUGCAGUCAGUCAAAAAUGCAUCAAGAACUGCAUAUCUACAAAUCCCAUUUGGUUUACUUUGUAAUUCCCCCCCCCCAGUAAUUUUUAUUUGGGCAAUAUUUUUCUUGAAUUCCUAUAACCAUUAGAGUUUUUUCUUGUAAUCUAAACCGUCAUUACUUGGAAUUGUAAUUUCGAAUUGAAUCAAAUCUUUGGAUGUUUGGUUGUCUCCCUGUAGGAAGUGUGUUGGAACACAUGGGUGCAGAGCGUGUAUCGUUUUGUGGCAGUUUCAAUUAGAUGUAAAUAUAUUAUACAUGUGCUUUUUUCGGUCGUAAACAUAAAAAUCCAUGCAUAUGACAUGGAAAGUGAGAGGCUUGCAUCGUAAUAAUUUGGCCACAAGCACAGAUAUAAUGAACAGUCUGCGAGGCGCUCAUGUGCUUACAAAAGUGAGCAUUAUGCUAGUUUGAAUAUUAGGCCUGUGCACGCGUUUUUUUUUUCCAGUAGUCGUAGGGAAUCCUUGGAUUUUUAUAUACAUGUGUUAUUUUCUUCCAAGUCUUUUUUCUUACAGGUUUUUCUUACAACACAGUUGUCAGGUGAACUUCCAUUGACAAAAGAAGUUCCCUUUUUCAAUGCAUGGUAGCUUUAUGGAGUGUUUGUUCUGGCAGUGCUGUGCUAAACAUGGUAACGAACAACCUCAAAGUCGGACACAUAGUAAUUAUGUAUUAAACAAUACAUGUGUGCUGAUUGGUUCAGUUAUGGGA